Molecule: messenger RNA, 1994 nt
Organism: Saccostrea cuccullata (small rock oyster)
Lineage: Eukaryota; Metazoa; Mollusca; Bivalvia; Ostreida; Ostreidae
Product: piggyBac transposable element-derived protein 4-like
Exons: 6
Coding region: 70-1752 (560 amino acids)
Source: RefSeq, a predicted model, not a curated record
AAAUAUUAUGAAAAUCUGUCGGGAUCGUUCUGCGUAUAUUUGGCAACAUUCGUAACACGUGUAAACAAUAUGGCUUCUUGCGACAUUUCUUCAUCCCCAGAAUCGUCAGAUAUAGAAACAGACGAAGAAUUUGACGACGAUUCAUCCGAGUCUGGAUCAGAUUUUGAUCAGGAUGAUUCAGACAGCGACCAUUCCUUUGGAAGUGAGACAGACAGCGAUGACAACCAGGACACAAAUUCCACAUUAUUUGACCUUGAUAGCCAGGCAAGCGACAUUAGAGAUUCUGACUUCUGGACUGAUGUUGUGGAAGAUUUUGAUGUUCCAGACUUCGUCGAUGCUUCAGGCCCCACUCAUCAGCUCUCUUCGGAUGCAAAUCCUCUGUUAUAUUUCCUGCUCUUGUUUCCCUUGAGUCUGGUACAGGUACUUGUGGACAACACCAAUUCGUAUGCUGCUCAGAGUGGAGCCCAGGGUUGGACCGAUACCACCAUCGACGAGAUGAAGGCAUUCCUCGGGUUACAAAUUCUGAUGGGGAUUAUUCAGCUUCCCAGAUACACUAUGUAUUGGUCAUCUGAUAAGUUUAUCGGUAACAUUGGUUUUCAAGAAACGCUGAGUUUGAAAAGAUUUGAAAAGCUCACUCGGUAUUUCCAUCUAAGUGAUAAUACUACUCAGGGAGCCAGAGGAACACCUGAAUUUGACAGAUUACACAAAAUAAGACCUGUACUUGACGAGACAAGAAGGACAUUCCGGAGUCAGAUGAAUCCACCUAAGCAGCAGGCUAUUGAUGAGGGCAUGGUUAAGUACAAAGGGAGAUUUUUUGCAAGACAAUACAUGCCAAAUAAACCGGUCAAAAGAGGUUUUAAGAUAUUCAUGAGAUGUGAUGAGGAUGGUUACUGCUACGAUUAUUGGCCAUAUAUGGGAAAACAUGACUUUUUUCAUGGAAAGUCACUAGGAGAAAGAGUCGUCAAACACUUGUGUAGACCAUUGAAAUACAAAGGCCAUCAUGUGUUCUUUGACAGGUUCUUUACAUCCAUUUCCUUGGUGCGAACCUUGCUUCAGAAUGGGAUUUUUAGUUGUGGGACAAUAAAGAGCGACUCAGAAGGGUUUCCGCCAGAGUUAAGAAAUCCGGAUUUAAGGAGAGGGGAGACAUUACAGAUGCAACACGACCAAUUGCUUGCCACUGCUUGGAAAGAUAAGAAAACGGUACAUAUUUUGAGCACUAAUUGUAGUCCGUUUGGAGAUGGUCCAGUUGUCCGUCGAACUCGGGGUGGAAAUUUUGUUGAGGUUAUGUGUCCACCACCAGUAUCUGCCUAUCAACGUUAUAUGAGUGGAGUCGACAGAUGCAUGCAACACCGCGCAAAGAAUCCUGUUGGCAGACCAUCCAAAAAAUACUGGAAGUUUUUCUUCAACUUUAUCAUGGAAGUUUGCCUUAUAAAUGCAUUUGAGAUUUUUUCCAGAACACCUGGUAAGGAUCUUCCUGCCAAAACAAGGUUUGACCUGCUAGAUUUCAGGAUGGAGGUGGCUCAGCAACUUAUUGGAGGCUUCAGAGGAAGAAAGCGGGGCCAUCAUUUACAGGGUAUUCUUGACCCCCCUCAUGUUUUUUGCCAUCUGGAUCGCCUAAAGUCAACAUGCAAAUGGUGUACCAAACAUGGAGAAAAGAAAAGAAAGGAGACAGUUUAUGGUUGUAAAGGGUGUAACAAACACUUGUGUAGUGAACGAUGUUUCAGGGAAUUUCAUUCUGAUGUUAAUCUCUAAGAUCAAUUUGUUACAUAAGUCACAUAAUCAUGCUUGGAAAAUUUGUAUGGGAUGUCACUUGCAGGAAUACAUAAAACAUAGGAUUACUGUACAUUACAAUGACUCAAAGAUCAAAGUUAAUAUUCCUUAAUUUUAUGCAUUAUAUUUCAAAAUUUGAAUACCAUGUAUAGAGGCAUAUCAAAUCUUCUAAAUGUUAUUUUGAAAGCUAAGAUUUUAUUUUGUAAAUCUCCUUAAGUUUGUAA